Papaver somniferum (opium poppy) is the source of this 3654-nucleotide messenger RNA. RefSeq lists its product as uncharacterized. The record is from RefSeq and is a predicted model, not a curated record. Gene Ontology annotation, molecular function: RNA-DNA hybrid ribonuclease activity; nucleic acid binding. Bases 1 to 3654 code for a protein of 1217 amino acids. NCBI's taxonomy places the organism in Eukaryota, Viridiplantae, Streptophyta, Magnoliopsida, Ranunculales, Papaveraceae. The transcript is spliced from 7 exons.
AUGAUAAAGUUUAUUGAUGGAAAGAAUGGUUCUACCUCAGUGCAACAAGUUCCAAUUACUUCUUGGUCUAGAUUUGUUCAAAGACCAUCCCCUCCAACUUCAUCAAGUCAACCUGAAAUUCCUAAAGAAGCAACUGAUAUUAAGGUAACUUCUACACAAAAUCCUAUCAAAUAUAAUUUUAGAAAAAAUCAAGGAAAAGGAGUUUGGAUUGCUGAACCAAAAAUAAAAUGCAGUUCUUCAUUCUGCAAUAAGUUAAAUUUACCUGGAAUGCAAAAGAUGGUGAUUCAUAAUUCAGUUUCAAAUAAUAAAGGCAAUAUAUGGUUAUUCUGGAAUCAAGCUUUAUCUACUCCAAUUGUUAUAUCAAUGUCUAGCCAAAUGAUUACACUGGAUGUUGGAGGUAGUUUAAUAUCUGGUGUUCAUGCUCAUGUUGGUUAUAUUCAAAGAAGAAUUCUCUGGUCUGAAAUGGAAGCAAUUAGUGUUAUGAAUAAACCUUGGAUGAUUAUAGGUGAUUUCAAUGGUGUGGUUUCACCUGAUGAAAAGUUUGGAGGUAGAAGUCCACAUAGAAGAGCAAUGUUAGACUUUACUACUUGUUUAGACAAUUGUGAACUUUUACAAUCCCCUAAAACUUGGUUACAAUUUUCUUGGUCUAACUGUCAAUAUGGCAAUAAAAGAAUCUUAUGCUGCUUGGAUAGAGCAAUGUUCAAUAAUCUUUGGCUACAAAAAUAUGCAGAUUGGGGGUAUAAGGUUGGUUUAAGGAUUGCUUCAGAUCAUUCUCCUCUUCUUGGUGGUUGUGCUAACAUUCCCAAGCCUAAGAAUGUUCCUCAAAAAUUCCAAAAACUGUGGUUAUCUCAUCCUACAUUUAUGCAAGUAGUUCAAGAUUGCUGGUCUGAAUUGAUAGAGGGAGAUCCUGCAGUUGUUUUUCAAAAUGCUGAAACUAAAGUAAAUGAAGCUAUGCAGCACUCUGAUAAUAAUCCUUAUGAUGUUGAAGCCUUAGAAAAAUUGGUUGAAGCUCAAAAUCUGUAUAAUUCACAAGAAUUUCACUUAAGCUCAUUAUUAAAAGAAAAAUCCAGAGUUAAGUGGAUUAAAGAGGGAGCAACUAACACUAACUAUUUUCAUACAAGGCUGAAAAUUAGGCAAGCAAAGAACUGUAUUAGUGAGUUGAAGACUGCAAAUAGUGAAAUCAUCUCAGACCAAGGGAAAAUUGCAGAUGAAUUGGUUAUUACAGAUGAAGAUCAAAAGAUGCUAGAUGCAAUGCCCGAAGAGGAGGAAAUUAGAGCAACUAUCUUUAGUAUGGAUCCAGAUAGAUCACCUGGACCUGAUGGUUUUUCAGGUUGCCUUUAUAGAGCCUGCUGGAAUAUAAUAAAAGAGGAUGUGAUCCAAGCCAUUCAGUUUUGCUGGAGAAGAAGGUAUAUUCCUAAAGGAUUAAACUCAAAUUUCUUAGUCUUGCUUCCAAAAGUUGAUGGUGCUAAAACUCCAAGUCAGUUCAGGCCAAUUGGUUUAAGCAAUGUGAGUUUUAAAAUCUUUACAAAGCUUAUCACCAAUAGGAUGAGUGUUUUGAUGACUAAACUAAUAUCUCCUCAGCAAGCAACAUAUGUUAAAGGUAGAAGCAUUCAAGAACAGAUUCUUCUAUCUUCAGAAAUGGUUAAUGAAAUGAAAAAGAAGAGAAGGGGAGGUAAUGUAUCUCUCAAGCUUGACAUUUCACAAGCAUAUGAUUCAGUCAACUGGAAUUUUUUGUUUCAAGUACUUGAGAAAUUUGGCUUCUCUGAAUCCUGGUGUGAAUGGUUACACACUCUUUUUAAAUCUGCAAAAAUUUCAGUCAUGGUUACUGGUGGCCCUUGUGGCUUCUUUUCAGUGGGCAGGGGAUUCAGACAAGGAGACCCCUUAUCUCCAAUUCUCUUUGUCUUGAUGGAAGAUGCUUUAAGUAGGAAUUUAUCUGCAUCAGUUCAGGAAAAGAAAAUUAGCCCUAAUGAUGAUGUGUUCAUCUUCUUAAAUGGAGCCAAAAAAAGUAUAGAAAUUCUUACUCAGUUACUGGAUACUUAUCAAAGUAGCUCAGGUCAACUCAUAAAUAGAGGCAAAAGUAAGUGUUUUAUUGAUGGCACCUCAAGUCAAAGAAAGCUUCAGAUUAAAGAAUGGUUAAAAAUGGAUGUUAGUGAGUUCUCUGAUAAAUAUCUAGGAGUCAUUUUAGCUCCAGGAAGAGUUAAGUCUUCUAUUGUUUGGCCAAUAGUUGAAAUGUUGCAACAAAAGCUAGUAGGAUGGAAAGAGAGAAUGUUAUCUUUUCAAGAUAGAUUGGUGUUAAUUAAAUUUGUACUCUGCAGUAUACCAAUGUACAACAUGGCUGUUUACAAGUGGCCUGCUUCAAUCAUCAAAAUCUGUGAAAAGAUUAUCAGAAAUUUUCUUUGGUGUGAGGGUGAUACCAGGAAAUAUAAUAUUUUGGCUUGGAAAAGAGUGUGCACUCCUUACAGCGAAGGAGGUCUUGGUAUUCAGAGGCUUGAAGUUAUAAAUAAAUCACUUUUGAUGAAGAUGAUGUGGAGGAUAAUGAAGUCAAAUGAUGAUUGGGCCUUAUUCUUCAAAGAAAAAUAUAUGAAUAAAAAUGGAGUUUGGAGAGACAAUUGGCAACUUUCUUCUGUUUGGCCUGGCCUCAGAUGGGCUUGGAGCAGCUUAAAGGAUGGUCUGAAAUGGUGCAUAGGUGAUGGACAUCAAAUUUCUGCUUGGUUUGAUACUUGGAUUGGAAACAGUCCUUUAAUUGACAAAAUUGGUUAUAUCCAAUUUGUUAAAGACAAUAUCCAUAUGAGAGUGUCUGAUUUAUUAGUUAAUGGCAUCUGGAAUAUUCCUGCAGUCAUUCAAGAUGCAAUAACUUCUCUCAUCCUUCCAGAUAUUGGUGGUCAAGAUGAACUCAUUUGGAAGGUGAAUCUAAAAGGAGUUUUCUCAGUUUCAGAAGAAACAAAUCUGUUGAGGGGGAUAUACAUUGAUGAUGUUAAAAUGGUCAACUAUGGAUAUGAGAUGGUUUCAAGAUGUUGUAUCUGUCAGGAGGCUGAAGAUAGUAUGGAUCAUCUUCUUUGGAACUUUCCCAAGUGCUUUGAUGAUAUAUGGAGAGGUGCUGCUAACAAAAGUACAACUAUACAACAAAUUUGGAUUACAGCUGCUUGUGCAUGCAUUAAGGAACUAUGGUUUCAAAAAAAUAAAAGAUUCUUUGAAGGAAUUGCUCCUAGCAUACCAAAUUUCAAAUGCAGAUUAUUAAAGUUAAUCAAAGAAGGUGGAUUUAGAAUGAAUGGCACUAAAUGGAACCAAAUUUAUGAUCUACAAAUCAUCUCCUUCUUCAAGUUGGGUCCUAGGAACUCAAAAUUUCAGAGUAUUAAAGCCUGUCAGUGGUCUCCUCCAAGUAGUGAUUUCACUCUUUUCUGCUGUGAUGGUGCUUCCAUAGGCAAUCCAGGUGCUGCAGGUUUUGGGAUUGUUGUUAGGGAUCAUUUAUGUCAAGUUAUUGGUACUAUGACUGGUGGCUUUGGUACAACAACAAACUAUAUUGCUGAAGUAUAUGCAGUUAUGUGUACAGCUGAACUUGCUGUGUUUUGGAAAUGUCAAAGAAUCAUCAUCAUGUCAGAUUUUCAAUCUGUUAUUAAAAACAGCAAAUUCCAUGGUUCCUUAAAACUAGGUUGA